UUUUUAUAUGUAUAAUUUGUUUAUUUAAAUAAUUAUUUAUCUUGUUUAUUUCUAAUUGAAAAAGAAACACCAUAAAAUUUCCUCCAUUUUCUUAAGAUUCAAGAUUCAUUUUCUUGAGAUAUUAAAAGUGUUUUAUUUAGAAAUUUAGAUGAUGAAAAAAUGGUGAGACAUAAUAAUCGUUUACCAGAGAAUCUUCCACAAUUACAAAAUCUUAUUAAACGAGAUCCUGAAUCUUAUAAAGAAGAAUUUCUUCAACAGUAUCAACAUUAUAAAUCCACUUUGGAAGUUUUUUGUUUAAUACCAAAUAAGUUUAAUAAAAAUCUUGAUGAAUCAGUCACUUUUUUAGCACAGGUGGCUCAUUGUUAUCCAUAUGUGUUAGAAUCAUUUCCUCAAGAAAUUAUUGAUGUAUUAAAAACCUAUAAUAUGGUACUUGAUAAUGAUAUGCGACUUACAUUUUGUAAAGUUUUAAUACAACUACGUAAUAAAUCUCUCUUAGAACCCACUGCUCUUUUGAGUUUGUUUUUUGAACUUUUAAGAUGCCAAGAUAAAAAUUUAAGGCAAUUUCUUGAAACACAUAUUAUUACUGAUAUUAAAAAUGUGAAUUCUAAACAAAAAAAUGCAAAAAUUAAUACAACUCUACAAAAUUUUAUGUUUUCAAUGUUGAAAGAUUCUAAUGUAAAGGCUGCAAAAAUGUCUGCAGAUAUCAUGAUAAAAUUGUAUAAUAAAAAUAUUUGGAAUGAUGCGAAAACGGUAAAUGUCCUAGCAACAGGUUGUUUUGUUAAAGCAACUAAAGUUAUGGUUGCUUGCUUAAAAUUCUUUCUGGGAACAGAUCCAGAAGAACAAAUAAGUGAGGAAACUGACAGUGAUAAUGAAUCAAAUAUUAAAGAAAUUAUGAUGGCUAAUAGAGUAAAUAAAAAAACAAAAAAACGAAAUAAAGAAUUAGCUAGAGCAAAACGAUUAUUAAUGAAAUCUAAAAAAAAAGAGAUGAAAACAUUGAGAUUUAAUUUUUCGGCAUUACAUUUAAUUCAUGAUCCACAGGAUUUUACAGAAAAAUUAUUUAAACAAUUGGAAAAAAAUAAUGAUAGAUUUGAGAUUAAAUUAAUAACAUUGGAUGUAAUUUCAAGACUUAUUGGUUUGCAUAAUUUAUUUCUAUUAAAUUUUUAUCCUUAUUUACAAAGAUUUUUACAACCACAUCAAAGAGAAGUAACAAAGCUUCUACAAUUUGUCGCUCAAGCAUCUCAUGAACUUAUACCACCUGAUAUAUUAGAACCAAUUUUGAAAACGUUAGCAAACAAUUUUGUUACAGAACGUAAUUCAGCAGAUGUCAUGGCCAUUGGAUUAAAUGCGAUUAGAGAAAUAUGUAUACGAUGUCCUUUAGUUAUGAAUGCAGAUUUAUUACAAGAUUUAGCGCGAUACAAAUAUUACAAGGAACGAAGUGUAAUGAUGGCUGCACGUUCUUUGAUUGCUGUAUUCAGAAAUUCAAUACCUGAAUUAUUGCAUAAAAAAGAUAGAGGACGUCCUAUAGAAGCAACUAUUACUUUAAAUAUUCCAAAAUAUGGUCAAACGUGUACUAAUGAUUUUAUACCAGGAGCUGAAGUUUUACUUGACAAUGAAUUUGACAAAGUUAAAGAAAUUUCAAAAAAUAAGAUUAAAGAUAAUAUUAGAAAGGAUGAUUGGAUAAAUGUAAUCAAUGAUGAAAAUUAUGAUGAUAGUAACAAUGAUAAUGCUAAUGAUAGUGACAAUGAUAAUGAUAAUGAUAAUAAUUAUGAUUAUGAUGAUGAUGAUGAUGAUGAUAAUGAUGAUGAUGAUGAUGAUGAUGAUGAUGACGACGAUGACGACGAUAAUAAUGAUAACAACAGUGAUAUCAAAACUGAUAAUAAUAAUGAUCAUGAUGUUUUUUAUGAUAAUGAUGAAUGUGGCAAUGGUGAUAAUAAUGAAAAAAAAGAAAAGAAAAAAGAGUUGGAAGAAAAGAAUCUGUUAACAAAAUUUGAAAAAAAACAAUUAAAAAUAGAAAAAAAAGAAAACGCAAAAUUGAAAAAAAAAGAUAUGAUCAUAGCAGAAAAAAGAGAGAAAGCAGUUUUGAUAUCUAAUGAACGAUUAUUAAAUGAUGAAGAUUUUAAAAAAAUAGAUACGGCAUUAGCAAAACAACAAAUAACAUAUGCUAGUUUAAAGAGAGUUCAUUCUAGUGAAAGAGAACAUGGGGAUUUUGUUAAAUUGAUUGAUAUAGAAAAUAUUUAUAAAAAACGAAAACAUGAUAAACAAACUCGGAUUGAAUCUGUGAAGAAAGGACAAGAAGGAAGAGAAAGAUUCGGUUAUAAAGAUGGACGACAAAAUCCACUUUGUAGUAAAACAAAUCGUGAGAAAAAAAAAACCAAAGCUUUUCAAAUGUUAAAGCAUAAAGUAAAAGGAAAAGUAAAACGUUCUUUCAAGGAAAAACAAAUUGCUUUGAGAAAUCAUUUAUUGAGGCAACGAAAAAUGAAAUAAUAUAUACUCAUAAACAUUAUGUUGUAUGUACGUAGAAAAAUAAAUAUAUAUAUAUAUAUAUUAAUAUAUUCGUGGAAUUCCUUUGGAGAGACUUUACACAU
Molecule: messenger RNA, 2585 nt
Organism: Apis florea (little honeybee)
Lineage: Eukaryota; Metazoa; Arthropoda; Insecta; Hymenoptera; Apidae
Gene: Mys45A
Product: SDA1 domain containing protein Mys45A
Biological process (GO): ribosomal large subunit biogenesis; ribosomal large subunit export from nucleus
Cellular component (GO): nucleolus
Source: RefSeq, a predicted model, not a curated record